UUAAAAUGUUAUAAAUAGGCUUCCAGCCUUUACUCAUCACCAUUUUACAUAGUGUAAUAUACUUAGGCGCUCAUGGCAUGCAACAUGUCACUGUCACGCAUAAAUGUGAGGGGAAUAAUAAACAUCAGUUGGAAUUUCAGCCAUGAACCUUACUACAAUUACCUUGCUAUUCUUGAUGCCUGCACAGAAACUAAGCAAUUAGCUAUAGGCAAAUCAAUCCACCAACACAUCAUCAAGCAUAAUCAUUGUAAUGAUAAUCGUUCGAAUUUACUAGACAAGUUAACGCGUUUUUAUGUUUCGUGCAGCAGAGUUGAUCUUGCACGCCAGGUGUUCGAUUUAAUUCCUAACUCAGAUAGAAAUAACAAAGUUAUAUUAUGGAACCAAAUGAUUAGAGCUUAUGCUUGGAAUGGACCCUUUGAGAAGGCUAUUGAUUUGUAUUACAAAAUGGUGGAGUAUGGUGUUGGACCGACGAAUUAUACAUACCCUUUUGUGAUUAAGGCUUGUUCUGCUUUGCAAGACGUAGAAAAUGGCGUCGAGAUUCAUGAACAUGUGAGAAGGCAGGGGCUUGUUGGUGAUGUUUAUGUUUGUACAGCUUUGGUUGAUUUUUAUGCAAAGUGUGGGUUGUUGGUUGAGGCACGACGAGUAUUUGAUGGAAUGUCGCAAAGAGAUAUUGUGGCGUGGAAUGCAAUGAUUUCGGGGUGCUCAGUGAAUGGUUUGUAUUUGGAGAUGAGGGGUUUGGUUUUGGAGAUGCAAGAAAAUGGGUUAACUCCGAAUUCAUCUACAGUUGUAGCGAUUCUUCCUGGUAUUGCGGAAGCUAAUAAGUUGCAUGAAGGGAAGGCUGUUCAUGGGUAUUCUAUGAGAAGGGGCUUUGUUAAUGAUGUAGUUGUUGACACUGGCAUUUUGGAUGUGUAUGCAAAAUGUGGUUGGUUGAACUACGCGAAGAGGAUUUUUAGAGUCAUGAGUUUUCAGAAUGAGAUCACGCGGAGUGCAAUGAUAGGAGCAUAUGUAACAUGUGAUUCUACUCAAGAAGGAUUGGAACUGUUUGAGCAAAUGAGGAUGGAAGAUACUAGAUCUCCUUCUCCUGUCAUGCUUGCCACUGUAAUUCGAGCUUGUGCUAAGCUGAAUGAUAUGAGAAGAGGAAGAAAGAUGCAUGGUCAUACUGUUAAGUCAGGGUCCAAUUUGGAUUUGAUGGUGAGUAAUACUCUUCUAUCUAUGUAUGCAAAGUGCGGGAGAAUAGAUGAUGCGCGUACCUUCUUUGAGGAGAUGGAUUUAAAAGAUUCUGUUUCUUUCAGUGCUAUAAUUGCAGGGUGCGUCCAGAAUGGCCACGCAGAAGAAGCUUUGCAGAUUUUACGAGUGAUGCAAUCCUCUGGGGUUGAGCCAGAAUCUGCAACAGUGAUGGGAAUUUUACCAGUUUGUUCACAUUUGGCUGCUCUACAACUUGGAGUUUGCACCCAUGGUUACUCGAUAGUGCGUGGAUUUACAGAGGAUGUUUCUGUUUGUAAUGCUCUAAUUGACAUGUACUCCAAAUGUGGUAAAAUCGGCAUUGCAAGGAUUGUCUUUGAUAAGAUGAAUAAGAGGGAUAUUGUCUCAUGGAAUGCAAUGAUUGCGGGAUAUGGAGUUCAUGGUCGUGGAAGGGAAGCAAUUUCACUGUUCUAUGACAUGCAGACUGUAGGUCAAAUGCCAGAUGAGAUAACUUUCAUUGGUCUCUUAUUUGCUUGCAGCCAUUCAGGUCUUGUUGCUGAAGGGAAAUGUUGGUUCUUCAGCAUGUGUCAAGAAUUCAAAAUUAGUCCUAACAUGGAUCAUUACUUGUGCAUGGUGGAUCUUUUGGGGCGUGCUGGUCUUCUGGACGAGGCCUAUGGUUUCAUCCAGAAUAUGACGUUUAAACCUGAUGUGCGUAUCUGGAGUGCCUUGCUUGCCGCAUGUAGAAUCCAUAAGCAUAUUGUUCUAGCAGAAGAAGUAUCCAAUAAGAUCCAAUAUCUAGGACCUGAAAGUCCAGGCGGUUUCGUUCUUUUAUCUAAUUUGUAUACUACUGCUGGGAGAUGGGAUGACGCUGCUCAUGUUAGAGUUAAGCAGAAGGAUUCUGGCUUUAAGAAGAGCCCAGGAUGUAGUUGGAUUGAAAUAAACGGUGUGGUCCAUGCAUUUGUUGGUGGGGAUCAGUCCCAUCCUCAGUAUGCUAAAAUAGAUGAGAAACUGAAGGAACUUUUGAGGGAGAUGAAAAAUUUGGGGUAUAGUGCAGAAUCCAGUUUUGUUUACCAAGAUGUUGAGGAAGAAGAGAAGGAACAGGUUCUGCUUUAUCACAGUGAGAAACUUGCAGUUGCAUUCGCGUUGCUAAAUCUGGAUCCUAGCAAGUCCAUACUCGUUACUAAGAACUUACGAGUUUGUGUUGACUGCCAUAGUACGCUGAAAUAUAUAACUCUAAUUACGAAAAGAGAAAUUACAGUGAGGGAUGCUUGUCGAUUUCAUCAUUUCAGAGAUGGAAUGUGCAGCUGCGGAGAUUUCUGGUGAAGAAGGAUGGGAACUGUUUUUGUUGCUUGACGUAUCCCUACUAAUGCUGCAUUGCCUAUCUAAACUAGGUAGUUGAAGCGUAUUCAAAGAUGAUAUCUUGGCUGCAUGUUCUGUUAGACUAUUUUGAGGGUCCUCGAAUUCACAAGUACAUUAGUUGGCAGAUUUUGACAGCAUGCCAUAACUAAGAUGCAUCUGCAGAUAAACUUUACGUAGCAGUAAGAUGAUGCAUCGUCAGGAAGAUUUGACGGAUGGAGCAUGUACUGCUUUGUGCAGAGAACUCAACAUCACAGAGUUUUCUUGUAAAGAACCUCGUCUUAAUAUUGGAAAUCUGGUAUUUAUAUUUGAUCAGUAACAUCCUGGAGCUUCUUUGAACCUACACCAUGGUUGCCACAUGCAUCAGUGAUCAAAGUUUUCGAUAUUAUGAACAAUCAAUUCUGGUGAAACUUUGGCAAAUGACGGAUUUCUUCCAUUAUACUGCAUGCACUUCAAGAUAUGAUUUUGAGUGAGUCGUUCUAUCCUUCUCAUAUGCUUCCUUCCUCAUACUGAAACAUAUGAGAAGGAUCGCGGAGAUGCACGGAUGCCCCUCUGUGGAGGUGUGGAGGUUGGCUAUGGAAGGUUUUAGCAAAGGUAGAGGUAGGCCAAAGAAGUGUUGGAGAGAUGUGAUUAUACAAGACAUGACGCAACUUCAACUUACCGAGGACAUGACCUCAGAUAGGAGAUUAUGGAAGACAUGACUAGGAUAGAAGAUUAGUAGAUAGUUGAGUGUAAUUUCGCUUGUCCUUCCAUACUAGUAGCCGUAGUAUUAUUCUUGUAGGUUCUCAUUCCCCCAAUUUUUGUUACUAUCUAUUGUCCCUUGUAAUUUGUUCAUCGUAUUAUUUUGUUCUACUUACUGUUCCU
Solanum dulcamara is the source of this 3402-nucleotide messenger RNA. RefSeq names its product pentatricopeptide repeat-containing protein At3g16610. The record is from RefSeq and is a predicted model, not a curated record. Bases 73 to 2505 code for a protein of 810 amino acids. NCBI's taxonomy places the organism in Eukaryota, Viridiplantae, Streptophyta, Magnoliopsida, Solanales, Solanaceae. Gene Ontology annotation, molecular function: protein binding; RNA binding; zinc ion binding. The transcript has a single exon. Gene Ontology annotation, biological process: RNA modification.